This is a messenger RNA of Paramuricea clavata, 6535 nucleotides long. NCBI's taxonomy places the organism in Eukaryota, Metazoa, Cnidaria, Anthozoa, Malacalcyonacea, Plexauridae. The record is from the annotation of a GenBank genome assembly.
AUUGUAUGGGUAAGUAAAAACUCAAUAAAAAUACGUACCCUACCGGGUGUGUUCCGUCUAACAUUUAUUAGUUCUAUUCUAACUGCUACAAACUCAGAAUACGCUGAGAAUACCCCCGAAGCGGCGACGGGUAAGAAUAUAUUCUUAGCGAAUCAUAACACAAGCACGGUGAUAUAUGUGGGUGAUCUACACUCGUUGCAAUGGAAGUGUUCCAAAAAUAUUCUACCAAUUCAUUUUCUAAUCCAUUUGAUGAGUUCUUUGAAAAUUUGCAUGCUAUUAACUCCCGUAUAAUUGAUAAUCUUGUAUGAAUGCAUCGAUCACCUUUGGUUUUAUGAAUAUUUUAGGAUCACUUCCAUUGCCACGGCUGUAAGUAAUAACUAUAUAAAUACGGUACUAAAAGGUAAUACAAGCAUGAUAAAGUCUGCUUCUUAUUUUUUCUUGGUGACGAGCAUCAACAAACAGUAGCUUACAGCGACAAACGCUAAACUCCCAGUUUUAAGCAGGCGAUUUAAAGAUAUAUCAAAAUAGAGAUAAAAUAACUGUCACUAGAGAUAUGAUUCAUUUGCUCACCCUUUUUCUGUGUGGAGAUCUCUGUACUGAUAUAAUAUACAAGUGUAUUCUGUUGAUGUUUAGGAAGCUCUUCCUGGACUGACCCGUACGCCCAACCUAAAGAAGUCCAACGUAUUGUUUUACCUACGGCUCCCAGAGCUGCGAGGGCAGGGGCUGUUGACUUGUCUUCUCUGCCAAAGGGACCACCAUACACAGCGUUUCUUGGCAACUUGCCUUAUGAUGUUGAAGAGGAGGACAUUUUUCGCUUCUUUCAAAAUGUUCAGGUACUGGAUUUUUAAAAUUGUUUUACCAAAGCCAUACAGUAGCUGCACGUUGUGGCCGGAGAUAACAUGUAGCGUUUCCGCUCUACUGUAGACAUUCAUAUCACCAUAUGUAAAACACUGACUGGUUAAGAUAACUACUUUGAAUUGUUAUCUCAUGCAGAUAAAAAAUCUGGAACCAUAGUUUUUAUAGUGCACACGAAGUUAUAGUAGGUGAAUGUACACGUCAGGAAGAUAUCGGGUGUUUUAAAACUUCAGCCAUUAUUCCUUGUCUGGUCGUUUACGAGUUGCCGUCUUGUUUAUUCUUCCUACGAUUACCUGAAUGUGGUGGACUAGUGGAACUCAGUUAUUCAAUUACACAAAAUAAUGGAGGUUCGAAUGUCCCUGUUAAUAUAGGCUUGCCGAUGGCAACGUGACGCUAUAAAUUGUUGUUUUUAUUUUUAAAGGUUAAGGAUGUUCGUCUACCAAGAGAAACUGACAAUGGUAGGCUGAAAGGUUUCGGCUAUGCGGAAUUUGAUGACAUAGAUGUAUUUUUAAGAGCUCUAACCUUGGAUGAUCAGGUAUGGAAGUUCCUACUAACGGGGUAGAUACAAAUUUAGACUGUCCAUAUUUAUUUUUGUCGUCUAGAAAUGUCGAGUAAAAUAUUUUCGAAGAUGACAGUUUCCUAAAAGUCAUAAACUAUGGAGCGAUCCCAUUAAGAAACGUACAUAUAAUAUAUUGUAAUUAUAAGAACUAAUAAGAAUAUUGUGGACUUUUUUUAACAGUACUUUAAAACAAAUUUUUCAGACGUUGAAAGGAAGGCGAAUACGAGUUGAUGUUGCAGGCCAGUCGCAGGGAGCCGGUAGGUACAUUUAUUAUUUUGUUUACGCAAUGAUAUAACAUGAGCGCUUACCCCAAUACAAAUUUGAAUUUAGUACUCCUACAUGACUUGUAUAUCUAAAAUUUUAAUUUUUUUUAGAUAAAGAUAAAGACAGCAGGGGACGUGAUCAACCGUCGGAAUCCGAUGGAGACUGGCGUGCAGUGCCAAGAAAUCCAGCCCCUCCUCCAGGACGAGAAUCGAGAGACAUGGAUGGCCGGGAUCAGAGACGUGGAUUUGGGAACGAUUCUGGCAGAGACGACCGAGGGGAUGAUAGGGAAUGGAGAUCAUCCACUGAUAAAAGGGGUGAUUUUGGUGACCGGGAUGGAUUUGGUAGCAGAGGUGGUGGAUUUGGAAAUAGGGAUAGAGAUGGAUAUAGAGGUGGUGAUCGAGAUGGAUAUGGAAGUAGAGGUGAUAGAGAUAAUUAUGGAGAUAGGGAUGGUGAUAGAGAUGGUUAUCGUAAUAGAAGAGGUGGUUAUGGUGGUCGGGAUGGUUAUGAUGACAGAGGGCAUGGUGGAAGAAAUAGGGGAGGUUUUGGAGAUAGGAGGGGUUAUGGUGAUAGGGAGUAUGGUGAUCGAGAUAGGGGCUUUGGUGAUCGAGAUAGGGGCUUUGGUGAUCGAGAUAGGGGCUUUGGUGAUCGAGAUAGAGGCUUUGGUGAUCGAGAUAGGGGCUUUGGUGAUCGGGGAUUCAGUAAUAGAGGCAGAGGGUUUGGCGAUAGAGAUAGAGGGUUUGGUGACAGAGAAAGAGGUUAUGGAGAUCGGGACAAGGGAUUUGGUGAUAGGGGUUAUGGUGAUAGGGACAGGGGAUUUGGUGAUAGGGGGUAUGGUGAAAGAGAUAGAGGUUAUGGUGAUAGGGAUAGGGGAUUCAGUGACAGGGAUAGAGGGUUCGGAGGCAGGGAUAGGGGAUAUGGUGACAGGGAUAGAGGAUAUGGUGAUAGAGAAUCUGGUGAUCGAAGAAGAGAUUUUAGAGAUAUUCGUGAACGAAAUGACGACGAUCGUAGAGAAGAUGAAUCAUCAAGAGAAACAAAAGAUGAAACAAGGUUUGUUAUUUGAAGUGCAAUUAUAAAGAUUGUGUACUGUAAGGGUUUCAGACAUAUAUUUCCCUGUUUGCCCAAAGUUCAAUUCAAGGAGCAUGGCAAGGAACAAUGUUUUCUGGUUCGCCCUGUUUUAUUACAUGUUGGACAGAAUAUACUGAACUCUCUAAAUGUUUUUACAAGUAUGUCAUUGUCUGUUACACAGGGUGCGAUAAUGACUGGUACUCCGACAACUUUUGCCGCGUACCUGAUCUGGUACAAACUUAAGAGUCAAGACGUACCUAAGACUACUUCCGAGUCAUGUGUUUUUAUACCUACGUAUAGUUUAUUGGUCCAAAAGUAAAACAUGUAUGGGCAAUUUUGUACAAAUGAAUCUUUAAUUAUGGUAUUUGUACAACAUAAUAUAACAGUUUUCAAAGCGUCGACGUUGUGACUCGAAUGCCAUCGUUCAUUUACAGUGGAUUUACCGAGGGUGCUAACAGUCUGACCUCAGCUACAUACAGUAUACGUAGUUUUCCUCACUGGGCCUAAAAAAACCUGUGGUUCCGGUUUCAUAUCGCGAAAAAAUUAGGGUAGGUAGGUCGGAAAUAAACAUUUUUUUGAAUAUUUUUUUCAUGGUUUUGGCGGUUUUUUGCUGGGCGAUUUUCAGUAGAGUCCCGACAUCAAUAUUAACUAGAGAUGCGUAUUUCCUAUGGACGAAUUUAGGCAAUUUGAUUGAAUAAUUAUUGUGACAACAGACGCCAUUUUGGCACGCUGUGCGAACAGCCUGUAACCACCCGGUAGAAAAUAGGGCCGCACGGUCAAUCGUGUUGAAAAAAAUAAUAGGGUGGGCAGAAAAAAAAUAGGGUCGGUCUGGAAACCGGAACCACAGAUAUUUUUUUAGGUCUUGGUAUAGCAUUGACAAUUAAGCCCAGGUCACCCCACACAACGAUCACGAUACGAUAACUUGUAAACACGCGAUGAUUGGUCAAUAAAAUUAUGUUGGUGUCCACACUACAACGAAAACGAUAAAAUUAUCGGCGUUUGACGAUAACGAUUUUAAAAUCGCUCACCGGAGCAAUUUUUUUUCAGUCGGACGAUGACGAUAAAUUUUUUGAUCAAGCGCAAAGAUUGGGAUUUUUCAUCCCAAAAUAUCAGUGUCGGAUGCGUGGAAUUUACAUGUACAGCUAAAGUUCUUCACGGUUUUGAAUACUUUGGCAGGUUUGCUAGUUAUUGCUAGAAAGAAAAUGUAAGUACACGAAUAGCAAAUUUCCGCGUACCUACGUGGUACUUGCCUAAUAAAAACAAAGAAGUACCAGACCAUAAAUUUGGCGUUGGUACGCGAAUUAUCGCACCCUGGACUGUUACAUAUAUUUGUUAAACGCGCAGUCGAGAUAGUUAUUGGAGCUACUGGAAACCAAACCAUUAUUUUACUUUACUUAGACCGAGUGAUAAAGGUGAAGGAAACGACGGCGAACAAAAGGAUGAAAAUCGAACUCGUAAGUGUGACGCAUAGUUGAUUAUAGAUGAUUAUUAAGUUCUUGCCGGCGUGAAAAGCGUAAUAAACGUAGAAUUCCGAACGUUUCGAGUUAGUAAGCAGUAUAACAAUAAUUGCAUACACCUGUAUGGUUGAUAUUUUAGCAACGGAAAGAACACGUUUGCAACUUAAGCCUCGGUCUAAACCAAAAGAAGGCGAUGCAUCCAGUGAUACGACAAGCUCUGCGCCAUCUUCAAUAUUUGGGGGAGCAAAGCCUGUCGAUACAGCGACGAGAGAAAAGGAAAUCGCCGCUCGGCUAGAAAAAGAAAAUUCUGGAAAGGAAUCUCGCGAUGUUGUGGAAGGAAAAGGAGGUGAUCGACGUCGAUUUAAAUCCACGGGUAGCGAAGAUGGCGAGAAGAAGUUUGAAAAGGGGUAAGAAAUAAUGUGCAGGGUGUCGUGAAACCGCCUUUCGUAGUUGCGUUUGUAUCUUUAGAUGAUGUAGGUUAUCGCGCAUCCCCAAUUACAGUAUUUGUGUAUUUGUCUUUGAUUGUAACCGUGCAUUUUAAAUACGAUUUUGUACAGUCAAUCGCCGCCUAAUGUGAAAUGGACGAGUGAACGUGGUGAAAGUGAAUUAGGUCGUGGUGGAUCAAGGUCAGACAGAGGACGUGGACGUGGAAAGAGUUCAGGACAUGGUGGCAAGAGAGAACCCAAGGCCGUUGAACCGAAGAAGUACGAAGAACCAGAAGUUAAGGUAAGGCAGCACCACACUAUUUUCACACACCUUUCCACUCUAUCCAGAUACAAAUUCGACUUGAGCCAAGUUUAGGUUGACAAUAGGCAAUUCCAGCUUUUAGUUUAUGCGUGCAGGGGAUGAUGGGAAGUAAGGUAUCAUAUUGCUGAUUAUGCUGAACAAAUAAAAAUGGUUAAAAUGGUGGCCGUGUAAACACGGAGUGAAAUAUUUUGGUUGUUCCGGCAGUUUUUAUUGAAAUUUUUCAGCAUAAUCAGCACUAUGAUACCUUAUACUUCCCAUCAUCCCCUGCACGCAUAAACUAAAAGCUGGAAUUGCCUAUAGAAUGUUGGGGUUUUUUUCUGUGAAUGUAUGGGAUUAUAUUCCUUUUUUAGAUGACAAUACCGAUACAGUUUUGGGUUUUACUAGUAUGAAUUUUUAUAUUAAGGUGUGGGCAGCGAAGAGCAAGUUCUCCGCGCUUCUUGACGCUGACGACGACGAUGUUGACUUGGGAAGUGACGACGAAGACGACGAAGACGGAGAAGGAGAAAAUAUACGUGAUACCGGUAAAGUGGAAAACGAUGGUGAGGAAUUGAUAGCGGAUACGAAAGAAAAUGAAAAGCAGAAUAAUGAAAAUAUAGGUGAAGAUAACGAAGAAACAGAAAAACAAAAUGUUCAAGAAGAUGACUAACACUAACAAUAAAUAAACACACAAGAUUGAGAGGAAGUCCAACCAGUAGUAAAAUUUCAAAGGAUGAGGAUUGGACUUUUUACAGACCAGUUCUCGCUACCAUUCAGAAUAUAUAAGCUUUUGCAGGGAUGGACAUAACACUUAAUUUAGGAAAAUGGUUGCGGAAACGCGUUUCUUACGUAUGUUUGCCAGUGUGCACAUUAUAUGAAACAUUGUUUCUGCAACAAUAUUCACACUUCCGAAACAAAAUCUAUUUCUAAAUUUGUUAGGAAACAUUUGUGCUUCCUUCAAAAGAAAAUUUUGUUUCCGGAACAAUGUCUCCAAGGGUGCGCAAACAGUCUGUUUUAUAAUAAGCUAUACGUUAGCAGAAAUUCACAAUAAUAUCGUACGGUAGAUAAAUUAUAUGGACAGUGUUUCCUCUUUACCAGGAUGGCAGGAUACCUGUGUUAGCCCUUCUUACUUCUGUGCGAAAUUAUUCUAGAGCACUGUAUGUGAUUGAAUAAACCAAACGAGUAAAAAAGCCCUUCGAUUAGAUGUUGAAUUAUUUUUAUAUACGUUUUAUUCUUUAAUUCAUUUAAUCUUAUAUACAUAUGAUGAUAUUCUAUUUUAACUGAGGGUAUUUUUAUUACUUGCGUUUCCAUGUUACAUUGUUUUAGAAAGAAACUUCCUUUUGCGAAACACUUGAAGUUAACUAACCCACCUUUUUAGUGCGGGGGAUUCGCCACUUAAUAUCAUCAUGGAUUGUAAAAUAAUUGUUAUUUUACAAUCCAUGAUAUCAUGCAUGUAUGUUGUCUGUAUGGGAGGGUUGUUCCUGACUCGGUACAAGUUGACAUAGUCAUAUAAUUAUGUUUGUAACAUUUGUAUUGUGAGUAAACUAGUAAGUAUUGUAUAAUGACGCGAUUGGUUAUAUAAAUAAAACUACAAAUGUUGAUACGAAGCAUC